CUAGGGCACGACCCACACAGCGGCUAAGCGAGCCCGACCCUUUUGCGACACCAAAAGAAGGUAACGAAUACUUUGACAGCCAUUCGAACAUCCCUCCAGCCAGCAAACAACCGCCAAAAUGGGUCGCGUCAGGACUAAGACCGUCAAGCGGUCCGCCAAGGUUAUGAUCGAGCGUUACUACCCCAAGCUCACGCUCGACUUCGAGACCAACAAGCGUCUCUGCGAUGAGAUCGCCAUCAUUGCCUCCAAGCGUCUCCGCAACAAGAUCGCUGGUUACACCACCCACCUUAUGAAGCGUAUCCAGCGUGGCCCCGUCCGCGGUAUCUCCUUCAAGCUCCAGGAGGAGGAGCGUGAGCGCAAGGACCAGUACGUCCCUGAGGUCUCCGCUCUCGAUGUCUCCCAGACCGAGUCCGGCCAGCUCGACGUCGACGCCGACACCAAGGACCUGCUCAAGAGCUUGGGAUUCGACAACCUCAAGGUCAACGUCGUCAACGUCACCCAGGCUCAGCAGCCUGAGCGCCGUCGCUUCCGCUCUUAAAUUAAUUACGACUACGACGUGCAACAAAAAAGUUCUUCCGUUCUCCGUUCGACUUCGACCUUUGGCGUGUUCUGGCGGUUUAGAUAGCGUUCGAAGGAUGAGGAAUGAAAAUAUGAUUCCCGAUUACCAAGGUGUCGCUGAUUCUCCUCUGGGGAUGAUGCUUGAUUGCCAAU
This is a messenger RNA of Aspergillus glaucus CBS 516.65, 711 nucleotides long. RefSeq names its product 40S ribosomal protein eS17. The coding region runs from base 119 to 538 and encodes 139 amino acids. Gene Ontology annotation, biological process: translation. Gene Ontology annotation, molecular function: structural constituent of ribosome. Lineage: Eukaryota; Fungi; Ascomycota; Eurotiomycetes; Eurotiales; Aspergillaceae. The transcript has 3 exons. Gene Ontology annotation, cellular component: ribosome. The record is from RefSeq and is a predicted model, not a curated record.